Messenger RNA from Bradysia coprophila, 3343 nucleotides. It is a transcript of the gene conu, whose product is annotated as Rho GTPase-activating protein conundrum. Gene Ontology annotation, cellular component: cytoplasm. The record is from RefSeq and is a predicted model, not a curated record. Gene Ontology annotation, biological process: regulation of small GTPase mediated signal transduction; signal transduction; regulation of actin filament polymerization. Lineage: Eukaryota; Metazoa; Arthropoda; Insecta; Diptera; Sciaridae. Gene Ontology annotation, molecular function: GTPase activator activity.
GUUGUGUUGAAUUUAGUUGAGUAAAUAAUUGAAAACAGGUUGGACGCAUUGCCGUUUCGUCGUUCGAAAGAGAACUUAUAAGCACAAAAAUUUUAUAUUUUAACAUUUAUAGAAAUUAUUAAUGAAAUAUAUAAACAAGAAAAGCGAAUAAGAAACAAAAUAAUUAUUAAAACCUCUGUGCAACACUCUCUGGUACACUUUUUUUAUGGUGUUCUUCAUUAUCGUCAGUGUUGAGAUUUUCUUUUCGGUUUUUUUUUUUGAAAAUGUGCGGACGAUUUCUUUUGCAUUGUUUCGAAGUGAAUUAUGAUUUCAUUCGCGUGUGAUUGGUGAUACAAACACGGAUACAAAAAAAGUGUUCUGUUUGGAUUGUGGUAUUAUACUCUAAACUCUGAAGACUCUGAUUACCGAAAGAAGAAGACGAAAAAAAAACAAGACACUUUAUCAACAUAAAUUCCUAUAAAAUUAAUAUAAAUAAAUACAACAACACAACACACAACAAAAAAAAAGUAAUAUUUAAAUGAUACGUGCUAUGAAUUGACAUGAACAAUAAAUAUGUAAAUCGAAACAUAAAAGAAGAUAAAAAAAAAUUAUUUGAAAGUUUCAACUUGUUUGUCAGAGACGCGAUUGAGAUUUUUAUACGUUUUACCUACAUUUUUUCGUGUCUUAUAUAUUAAAUACACCUGAGGCCAAUGUAAAGAAAGUGUUUGCGUGUGUAGUCAUAUUUUAAUAUAAAAAAAAAAUUGUUCGAAGGAAAAAUAAAAAAAAAAAAUUGCUGACUCUGGAUAUCAACCGUCUUUCAUAAGUAGACACAAAAAUAUUUUUAUUUAUUUUUUUGCUUAAACGAAAAGUCAGUUUUUGCGAAUUGAGUAUGUAACUCGCCAGUGUGACUCAUAUAACUCGAAUUUAAAUUUUUGAUUUUAUUUUUUUUCUCUGUUCAUAUUUUAACAUUAUUUUUGUAAACAUUUCGUUUACACUUAUUGAAUUGUGCGACGUUAAUAAAUACAUUCAAUAAUAUAAAAAACCAACAACACCACAAUAACAUUCAACGGUCUACCUACAUUCCAUCAAAUCAAAUUGAACUUCAGUUAUAUUUGAUACGAUUUGGUGCAUAAAUACGAGGAAAAAGGCAAUUAACAUGCUGUAAAGAAUAUCAAUGAACGAUAAAUGUCAACAGUAGAUAGAUAGAUAAGCGAUCGUUAAACAGCAUAAAUAUGUUGGACACUGACCUGGAUGAAUAUUUGACCGAAUAUCGUUUGCAGACACCAACCGAACCAACUGUUCACUACGAAGAUGGUGAACUAGAAGCUCAGUGGCUCGUGGCUGCAGGAUUUUCACAAUUAACAAAAGCAUUCCAAGAGGGUCGCGAACUGACCGCACUAGAACUGAAAUCAAGUGUUGCCGGACUGCCGAGUAAUCAUGCAGAAGCGGUUAAGCAACGGGUCAAAGCAUUAAAUAAAACCGUUCGUGGUCGAACCAGAUCACGACAUCCAAGAAAGCCAGACAUCAGAGAUGUUUUUCGCGAUGCGGACAAUUCCAGUACCGGUACUAGAUCACGCAGUGCGACACCAGACUCAUUGGAUUCCGUUUCCGGUGAUCAAUGGAACAACCAACAACCGCCAAGCUUUGUGUCCAUAUUCGACAAUGCUGCAACACCGCAAGGAAAAUCUAAGCAAAAUUUGCGUCGUACACCGAGUGCUCCGCUAAGAGGCAGUGCUGAUCUAUUCCGAGGGUCACACAUUCGUUGCGAUAUUCCGUUUUACACAUCUGAUGGAAUUGAACUGCUAGGAUUCCAGAGGCUAGGAACUGUUCAUCUACCACGCAUUCGCUCCGGUUCAGAUCCUUCAUGUUCCAUUGGACGAAUGACUGGUAGUCGCAUAAAUGGUGCAAGGAGUCACAGUAAUCUAUUCGCACAUCCAAGUGAUAACUCUUCAAAUUCAACAUCCCCAGACCAGAGCCCAACCAAUUCACCAUCCAAUAGUAUCUUAAUAGACCCAUACCGUCGAUCUAGUCAUGAACCAUUAAGUUUUGAGAGCAUCUGCAACGAUCAGAAUCGAUCGUCUGAAUUCAAUCUGCAAUUAAAUGAAGCGGGUUGCGAUGUUGGAAGUCUAUCAGAGUCUAAUUUGAAGAAGUUGCAGCCACUGUUAUGGCUCGAACUAGCGUCACUAUUCGACAAACACCAAAUCAAUUUGGACAAACGAAAACCGUUCAAAAGAAAACGGAAAGAAGAAGGCAAUCUGUUUGGUGUAUCGCUGAAUGCGCUGGUGCGGCGAGAUCAACAGGUGACCGGUGAAGAUUCAUCGCUGGUGCCAAUGUUGCUGCAGGACAUUUUAAAAGAAUUGACAAUACGUGGAGCUCGGGAAGAAGGUAUUUUACGGAUACCCGGCAAUAAGCAACGAACAGAGUUCUUGUACGUGGAAUUGGAAAAGAAUUUUUAUCUGAGAUACGACACCGUCGAUGAACUGCUGUCGAAAGCGGGAGUCCACGAUUUGAGCACACUUUUGAAACGGUGGUUGCGUGAAUUGCCAAUGCCAUUGCUGGCUACGGAACUUGUACAUUUAUUUUAUCAGUCGCAUGCUAUACCGCCACCCGAUCAAUACAAAGCCAUAUCUGUUUUGUGUCUGCUACUUCCCGACGAAAAUCGAAAUACUCUGAGGGCAAUCCUGCAGUUUCUGAAAAACAUCAUCAGCCUUCAAAGUUUCAACAAAAUGUCGUUGCAAAACGUUGCUACCAUCAUAGCACCAUCACUUUUUCCGCCAAGAUUUGUACAUCCAUGUGACAAAGCUGAUGUUACCGCGCAGGUUCGAAUGGCUGCACAGUGUUGUCAAUUGGCUAGCGUGUUAAUAGCAAAUUGUGACAAUUUGUGGACGGUGCCGCAUAGAUUGAUUGACCAGGCGAAAACGAUGACCAAAUACGGUCAACGUAAACGACAAAUGGGUCGCCGCAGUGCACCGAACAUUAACGAAUGCAAUUUGCAGCGAUAGAGUCGCUUAAUUUCGAAUAAAUUUAGUUUAAUUGAAAACAGUGCAUAUUAUACAUUUACAUUUAUAAAUACCGACCAGAUGCGAAUAUAUUUAAAAAAAAAAUUAAGUUUUUUGUUACAUAACCUCCCCCACAUUUACGAUUAUUUAAUUAUUAAAAAAAAAGUCUUUUGUGUUUCGCUAAGGAUUUUGUUUUUUCUUCUGUUCUGGUUUCUUCAAAUAAUUUUUUUGUUUGUUUUACACCAUCGCAAAAUAUUUUAAUGAAUAUUUAAAUAACGUACUGAUAUUGUUUAUUGACGACACAACAUGACUCAUAUUAAGUGAUCGAGAAAUAUAUUGGUUUCCGAAAUAUUUUUACAGAAAAA